ACAAGGAAAGGAAAAAAUAAAAAUAAAAACUCCUUCCCCCACUCUGUCGAACAAACCACGCUCCACCACUUCUCUUUCCCCAAAAUUCCGUAAGCUUCCUCUGGAUUUGCUCUGAAAUUGAAGGCCGGUGUUAGGUUCAGUCAUAUAUCCAACUUUCUCCCAAAUGCCCUAAUUCAGUCAUAUUUCCAACUUUCCCCCAAAUGCCCUAAUUUUCCAGUCUAUCUCACGGGAAGAAUGUCAUGGUUUCUGGUUUUGUGAAGAUUGGGUUGCGGAAAGAAGAUCGAAGAUGAUCUCCACGUGAAGCUCUCUUCCUAUGCGAAGCUCGGAGCUAGGUUUACCGGCCAAGGAGUUUGUUGAAGCUAUUAUUAGUAUACGAGUUGGCUCGAAGAUUAAUCUUAUAGAGUUAAAGGGUCUUGAUCAACAAAGGCAAAAGCUUUUAGUGACUCACAUCCGAGACAAAGCGAGUGAACUAUCUUCUUGUUUAAUGCUCGUGGCUCUUUGUGAGGUGGUAAUGCUGAUUAUGCAAUGGCUAUGCACCAGAAAGAACAACUCCAUGACAAUAGCAUGUCAAUGAUGCAAUCUCAGCAUUUCUUCAUGGGGAGGUCUGUUGGAUUCAAUCUCGGAGCAACAUAUUCAUCUCAUCGACCUCAGCAGCAACAGCAACAUGCUCCAUCAGUCAGCAGUAGUGGUGUGUCCUUCACACCUGGAAACAAUCAAGAUCUGCUGCACGUGCAUGGCUCUGAUAUGUUUCCAUCUUCACAUUCAUCUUAUCAUUCCCAGAUGAGCCAGCUAAGGGUGAUCCAGAAUUCAAUGUGCCACAAUGUUAUUUUGCCAAACAACCACCAGCAUUACACAAAACUGGGCAAGAGAAGCUCGAGAAGCAGUCUGGCAAGGUUAAACAAUGGAGAUGACUUUUUUGUUGAAGCAUUAUGUCAAGAUGGAAGGAUUUACUUCACCAUUGCACUUAGACGUUUUGGAGAUGACUUCUCUGUUUUCUUUACUUGUUUUGAAUGUUAA
Messenger RNA from Morus notabilis, 1017 nucleotides. RefSeq names its product probable NOT transcription complex subunit VIP2. NCBI's taxonomy places the organism in Eukaryota, Viridiplantae, Streptophyta, Magnoliopsida, Rosales, Moraceae. The coding region runs from base 526 to 1017 and encodes 163 amino acids. The transcript has 8 exons. The record is from RefSeq and is a predicted model, not a curated record.